Messenger RNA from Alosa sapidissima (American shad), 4079 nucleotides. It is a transcript of the gene parga, whose product is annotated as poly (ADP-ribose) glycohydrolase a. Gene Ontology annotation, cellular component: cytoplasm; nucleus. The record is from RefSeq and is a predicted model, not a curated record. Gene Ontology annotation, molecular function: poly(ADP-ribose) glycohydrolase activity. The transcript has 17 exons. Lineage: Eukaryota; Metazoa; Chordata; Actinopteri; Clupeiformes; Clupeidae. Gene Ontology annotation, biological process: carbohydrate metabolic process; regulation of DNA repair; ATP generation from poly-ADP-D-ribose. The coding region runs from base 1023 to 3224 and encodes 733 amino acids.
ACUGAAAGUAAAACUAUCUUUAGAGGCAGGAAAACUAUCGAUAACCUAGUGGCACGACCAUUAACUCCCCGAACAUCGUGGAGAACAAACCAUUAAUUUAGUCAUUGUAAUGAAAAACUAUGCAUAUUGUUAACGUAAGUUACGCUGUUAUGUGACUAGAAAUGAAGUAGCUGCUACACUAUUCAUAUGGCUCUAUCAGUAUAGCUAAGUCGCAAAUGCAGUUAGCGAUAGCAUUACUAGCUAAUAGACAUGAACGCCAAUAGAAAGCUAACUGAAGAGUUUGUUGGCUAGCAUGCGAUAGAAGUAACGUUACCAAAGACUUUCAGUGUAAGUUACUGACAAUAUUUUAAUUUAACUUUUGUUAUUGUUGGUCUUGUUGGAUAUGCCCUUCUGUUUAAUACUACGGUAGGCCGUAUAUUUGGGCAAAUCAUUGAAAUAGCUAUUAGCUAACGUGACAACAAAUCACCAGUAUAACGUUUCAACUAGCUAUCAGUAACUGCCAUUACUGUAACAGUAGUAAACGACAGGUCGCAUGCUUUCUAAAGUGAUCUAGAGCUAAGGCAUUGUGCCGCGUUAUGGUCCAAUGCUCCACACAAUUCAUCUAAGACUUACUUAACGUUAAUAAGGAUUGGUAACACUACCUGGCUGAAAGACGCAGCCAACAUCAACAAGGAUAUAAGACACGUUUCCUGGCUGAAAUACACCGUUACCUUUGACAACCCUGAACGUUGCACCGUCGAAAAUCAGUAUUUAGGAACUAGUUGUAGGUGAUUUCCCCACAUGUCUUUGUGUGCGUAUUUAGAUCUUACCCGUAAACGAAACUAAUUAAGUUUGACAAGGGUUUACAGUUUCCAUUGUGCUCUUGACUUUUGCCUAUUGUUUGUUUAAUUUUUAAUGAGUUCUUACUCAACAUGCAGAAUCAAUAUACCAGCUAGUCAGUGCCUUCAGUUGCGAAAAAGAAUCCUUCUCUCUCUGAAGUAGACUGUUAUAACGUCUUUUAUAUAGCUUACUGCCCUUAAGCAAUGGAAGGAAAGACGGACCCUGAGAGCCAUUGUACAGAUUUAAACUUGGUGGGGACAAACGAUCAUCUCCUUAAACCAUUUCAAGCUGAUGGAAAAGAUUCUGCAUCUACUAAAACCUGCAAUCACAAUAAGAAGUCUACAGAUAAAAGUGAUGAGAAUGUCAUUGAUAACUCUCCAUUAGUAGCUUCUGACAUGGACUCUGAACGUGACAGUGGGUCAGCUGAGCCUGCAAUUGUUGACCAGCCUGUCAAUCAAGUGGAUUCUCCCAGUGGACAGAAGCCUUCCAAACCAUGCUUAUCAGACUGUAGAUCUUCCGGCAUUCCCACCGGGGAUAGCCCCAGUCUAUGUCUAAGUUUAAAUGAAACACCAUGCAUUUCUCAGGAUGUGGAAAUGUUAAGCCCAGAGAGCUCCAUGUGCAAAGACUCUCUGGAGGGGACUUGUGCUCAAGUAGAAACAUGUAGUGCUUCCUGUCUAACAACAGGGCUAAAGACUUCAGACAGGUCAGACACAAGUGCCAAAGAGCAAAUAGGUGAGCAAUGUAAUGUUGUCACUGUGGGAAGUGAUGCACACAAGACUAAUUGCAAAAGUGAGCUGACAGAAGAAAGAAGAGACAAACUGUGGAGGGGAACAUCCGUUGAUGAGCUUAGGAGGAUGCCAUUGUGUGGUCAUCCAUUGCCCCAUUUGAAGGCUGCACCCAGUCAUUCUGUAAUGAUCAGAACAGAUCUGCUUAGAGAAGGUGAUGUCCCUGUCCCAUACCCGAGCAAGUUCAGAGAUGCUUGGGAUGACGUUUCUGUGAAGCUGCCCUGUUCGGAGAAGAACCUCUUCCCAGUUGAGACAGAAGGUGGAAACACUGUCCAAAGUAGAUGGGACUUGAUCUGUGCAGCUUUGGAAAGUGAAUGCAAGAGUUCUCUGGACAUUAGGGAUGCAAUUCUGAGAUACAGUGCUGCUCAUGCCAAGCGAUGGGACUUCACUGCCCUAAAUGUACUUUGUACUGAUGCUCUGGAGCACAAUGAGGUCCAACGGCUGUUUGAGGUCCUUCUCCCCAGCAUGGUUCAGCUCGCACUCAGUGCCCCUCACCUCUGCACACAGCCAAUCCCCUUGCUGAAGCAGAGGAUGAAUCACUCCAUCACGUUGUCCCAAGAGCAGAUCGCCUGCCUGCUGGCCAAUGCCUUCUUCUGUACCUUUCCUCGACGCAACGCCAGAAAGCCAGAGUAUGCCAACUACCCAGAGAUCAAUUUCUACAGGUUGUUUGAGGGCUCUUCUCCACGAAAGAUUGAAAAACUGAAAACGUUGCUGUGUUAUUUCCUGAGAGUCACCGAAUCCAGACCUACGGGCCUUGUGACGUUCACCAGACAAAGCCUUACCAAUUUUCCUAAAUGGGAAAGCUCCCGCACUCUACUUUCACGAUUGCACAUUACCUGUGAGGGCACUAUUGAAGAUCAUGGAUAUGGCAUGCUUCAGGUGGACUUUGCCAACCGACUUGUUGGAGGAGGGGUGACUGGGCAGGGCCUGGUGCAGGAGGAGAUCCGCUUCCUCAUCAACCCUGAGCUGAUUGUAUCACGACUCUUCACUGAAGCCCUGGACCACAAUGAGUGCCUUAUUAUCACAGGAACAGAGCAGUAUAGCAAGUACUCUGGCUAUUCUGAGAGCUACAAAUGGAAAGAGAGUCACACUGAUAAAACACCAAGAGAUGAUUGGCAGAGGAGAUGCACAGAGAUAGUUGCUCUAGACGCAUUGAAGUACAGACACUUUCUAGAGCAAUUUCAGCCUGACAAGAUGAUUAGAGAGCUAAACAAGGCAUAUUGUGGAUUUUUCCGACCAGGAGUGAGCAGCCAGUACCUCUCUGCUGUUGCCACAGGGAACUGGGGAUGUGGAGCAUUCGGAGGAGAUACACGACUCAAAGCCUUGCUGCAAAUGAUGGCCGCUGCAGAGAGUGGACGGGACAUGGCUUACUUUACAUUUGGAGAUGCUGAACUGAUGAGGGACGUGAGCGACCUACAUACAUUCCUUACAGACAAAGCAGUGACUGUUGGUAAACUCUUUGGAGAACUGAAGCAGUACUUUAACAUUGUGUGUAAGAACUGCUCUGGGCCGCAGCCAGAUGUGAGUUUGUAUGGAUUUCUUUAUGAGAGACUCAUCUCGGAUCCUGAACCCACUGAUAUUGAGAAUACAGCUGCAACACCUAGCCCACCUACAGACUGACUUCAAUACAGGGAUCUACUAACGCUUUUUGGUGAAAUGCCUGAACACUUUUAAAAUUGUUUCAAUGUCAUUCUGAGAUCUAGUAUACAGAAGCUCAGUAUGCCUUGUCUUCUUUUACUUACAAAUAUAGCACUCUGAAUGAGUCACCAAAUGUCCUACAGAAUUGACAAAAAUAGCAAUAGUUAAUCUUGGUUGCUGUAAUGUAAAUUUUUCUGGGCACAUUCUGAAUUUUUUUUUUGGUUUGCAGAUAGCACUGCGUAAUCAAUAGUGGCCAAAUGUAUUGCAUGAUCUUGUGAAAAUUGUCAGUGGAAUGAGACAGUAGGGCACUUCUAUUGGUGUUUAGAUUCUUUUAACUGAUGGAAAUGAGUCAAUCUUGCAAUACAGACAUGAAGACAGUAUGUUGUAUUCUGAGGUGUUGUAUGUUGUAUUCAGUAAUAUGCAUGAAAACAACACCCUAGACACAGACUGCAGUGGAACACGGUUCCAUGUGAUUGAGAUCCCCAGCAUAAAUAAAGCUUACAUCCUUUUCCCACAUCUAGUGUAUGUGUGGUAUUACUGCAGUUAACACAAUCAUCAAAAUAACUUUCCCACUACUAUAGGUUUGUCGUGCGAAUGGUUCUAUUGAGGCAAUGCUGGUUUGAUAACUUUUCAUAUAUUCCUUGCAUGACGUUUUAACAUCAUGAUUUGGGGGCGGGAUUCUAUUCUUAAUUUGUGUUUUUAAUUUUGUUUUUAUGAAAUGGAGUAUUUAACAUUUGGGAUUUAAUAGGGUAGUAAAUAUUUUCUGUAUUAUGCAUUGUACAAUUAUUUGUUAAUUAAACUAUUAUUAUUAAACAGUGGAAGCUGCUCAACCUCCAA